GGGGAAAGGGUCACCGCCUUUGUGGAUAACAGCGUCAGCUCUAGUAUUAGUUCAAAUUAAUUUAGUUUUAUGUAUUCAAUAUCAACCAGUAGAAUUAACGGGUAACGGUGAUGGAGAAUGUGCCUUACUGUUAAGCGGACCUGCAAGGAGCAGUCAGUUCGACUACACGUUUAACUUACUCCGUGGCAGCCCUCUAGAGUACAACGGACCUCAUACUUGUAUUACAUACGAUGCCAUAAAUACUGCUUAUUUAGAUGCCCGCAAGAGGAUACGAAUUGCUCAACCCCAUGGCGACUGGAAACCAGAAGAUGUUGCCACAGUUGGCGAACUACUUUUAGAUAUAUCUAUCAAUUUAGCAAGAACCUAUGGUCUAAGUUACGAGGACAUCGAGAAAGGAUUGCCAUUAAUUGACACCAGCAGGACGUUGAUUAGAGAAGUCUGUCCGCCUUUCCUUUCGAACGUGGAAUGUAGGGCGGGGAAAUACAGGAGAUUCGACGGGCUAUGCACGAAUCUGGACCAUCCCACCUGGGGGGCCAUCAAUACACCAUUUACGAGACUACUGGGACCUCUCUAUGCCGACGGUAUGACUGCACCUCGUAUCAGUGUAACCGGCAAGUCACUACCCUUGUCCCGGGUGGUGUCUCGAACUAUGCAUCCUGACGAAGGCUACCACGAUCAUGCCGGCACCGUCAUGGUUAUCGCCUGGGGUCAAUUCAUCGACCACGACUACACGCUCCAAGCCACACCACUAGAUUCUUUCAACAGAAAUGAUCCUGAGGAAUGCUGCAACAGACCUCCUCAUUUAAAACAUCCCUACUGCAAUGAAAUCUUAAUCCCUGAAGACGAUUACUUCUACAGACUCUACCAUGUUAAAUGCAUAGAUUUUGUAAGAACCUUCCCGGGUGUGAGACCCGGAUGCAGACUUGGUUCCAGAAUACCUUACAAUACACUAACUGGUGUUCUAGAUGCUAAUACAGUGUAUGGUGUCACCGAGAAAUUUGCCAGGAAACUGCGGUCAAGUGUAGGAGGACUGCUUAGAAUGAACCCAGCUUUUGAGGAAUACGGAUUGAAGGACUUACUGCCACUCAAACUAGAUGUUCCUGAUGAAGGUUGCACAAGACCAAAUGCCUCAAUGUACUGUUUUGAGGGUGGUGAAAUCAGAGUAAACGAACAAUUAGUACUGACAUGUAUGCACACCCUCAUGGCUCGUGAACACAAUCGGGUCGCUAAGGAAUUGGCUCACAUCAAUCCACAUUGGGAUGACGAGACCCUUUUCCAAGAAGCUAGACGAAUCAACAUCGCGAUAGUGCAACACAUCACCUACAAUGAAUUCCUGCCUAUUCUCUUAGGCAAAGAUAUCAUGGAAAAAUUCGGAUUAUUAUUACAGAAAGAGAAUUAUUGGAACGGAUAUGAUUCCAGUAUCAACCCAGGAGUAAUCGAUGCCUUUGCUGCAGCAGCCUACAGAUUUGGACACUCUCUACUGCCAACUGCAGUAGAAAGAUGGAGUAAAGCACAUAAAUUCAUUGCAUCGAAACGUCUAUCUGACCUUAUUCGUAGACCGUAUGACCUAUACAGAGCAGGAGUUCUAGACGAAUACUUCAUGGGACUGAUGAACCAAGUGGCUCAAGCUAUGGAUGACUCGAUUACCCAAGAAGUAACCAAUCACUUGUUUAAGAAAGUUGGCGCACGGUUUGGUAUGGACCUAGUUAGUUUCAACAUGCAGAGAGGCCGCGAAUAUGGACUUCCUGGGUAUAUGGAAUUCAGAAAAUUCUGUGGUUUGCCAACUUCCGAUAGUUUUGAGGACAUGGUGGGGUCUAUGUCUAACGAAACUGUUGCUAAAUAUGCCCAGAUAUUCGACCACCCCAAUGACGUAGACUUAUGGUCUGGAGGAGUUUGUGAGCGUCCACUUCCUGGAGCUAUGUUAGGACCCACAUUUGCAUGCAUUAUCGCUACUCAGUUCAGUUACUCAAGGAGAGGAGAUAGAUUCUGGUAUGAGCUUCCAAAUCAACCAUCUUCCUUCACGCCAGAACAACUUCAAGAAAUUCGCAAAACCCGUUUGGCAAGAGUAAUUUGUGAUAACACUGAUUUAAUAGACACCAUUCAACUGUACCCCAUGGUUUUGCCCGAUCAUGAAAUCAACCCCCGUGUGCCAUGUCGAAGUGGAAUACUACCCAGCAUUGACUUGAGUAAGUGGGCAGAAUACACACACGAAAAUGCCUACUCCACUAGAUUCCAGUACGAACACGUAAUAGGAAAGAAAUAAAUAAACUACUGCCGCAUAGAAUGGACUACACUAGCUAUUGAUUUCACAAAUAAUUUUCUCAGUAGCAAAGAGGACUUUUAAUUUCUAGUCCGUUCUAUGUACGUAGUCACCAGUAUAAUGUAUUUUGGUAGAAUCUUCUUUGGUUUCAGCUGUAAACUGAUUAUAUUAUUGCAAUAAAUUAAGCAGGAUACAUGAUAAUGGUGACUGGGCUUGUAGAGUUGCCAUUGUAUUUUAUUCAUUAAUCCACACAAGUAGUUAGAACGAGACAUAGCAUUUUCAUAAAAUAAAAUAAAAAUAAAUAAAAUAAAAUAAAAAUAAAUAAAAAAUUAUUUUUAUUUAACCUGUA
This is a messenger RNA of Anoplophora glabripennis (Asian longhorned beetle), 2609 nucleotides long. RefSeq names its product peroxidase. The record is from RefSeq and is a predicted model, not a curated record. Lineage: Eukaryota; Metazoa; Arthropoda; Insecta; Coleoptera; Cerambycidae. Gene Ontology annotation, molecular function: heme binding; peroxidase activity. The annotation marks the transcript as partial. Gene Ontology annotation, biological process: response to oxidative stress. The transcript has 13 exons.